AAUAGAAAAGAAAAUUAAUGAAAUGCGCAGACGAUAUAUAAUAAAUUGACGUAUCGAUACGAGUAUUAAUAUAUCGAGCAGUGAACAACUAAGAAGCUGAAAGAUGCAGCGCUUGGGAGUUCAGACUAUCCGUACUAGCAGAAUCCUUUUGGGCAGUAGAUUGUACACCACAGUACCUGCCCAAGAACAAAUGGUAUCUGCUGCCUUCAAGAUCCAGGAUCACAAAGAUUUCCAUGAGCGCGUGAUGAACUCCAAAGUGCCUGUUAUCGUAGACUUUUUUGCCACAUGGUGUAAUCCAUGUCGCAUGCUGACCCCAAGAAUAGAAACGGUUGUUGCCGAAAAACAGGGAAAGAUACUGUUAGCCAAAGUUGAUAUUGACGAGCAUACAGACCUCGCUCUAGAUUAUCAUGUCGGAUCGGUGCCCGUCCUCAUUGCUAUGAAGGAUGGCAAGGUUCUAGAGAGAAUAGUCGGUCUUCAAGAUACCGACAAACUCAGACAAUUUGUUAACAAGUAUGCGGAGUAACGUAACUAAAAAUUAUUAUGUAAAUUAUCUCUAAUGUUGCAGUUCUUGUUAAUCUUUGUAUAGAGAAUUUUUACAUGAUGCUUCGAAAUCUGCAAUUAUGUUUAUAGUACAUUCUUCUUAGCUAUAUAAUAAAUGUGUAAUAUUGUGCGAAACAAAUUUUGAUUUCUCUCGAUAAUGCAGGUUAAAUAAAAUGUUCU
Messenger RNA from Trachymyrmex cornetzi, 720 nucleotides. Its product is annotated as thioredoxin, mitochondrial. The transcript is spliced from 4 exons. The record is from RefSeq and is a predicted model, not a curated record. NCBI's taxonomy places the organism in Eukaryota, Metazoa, Arthropoda, Insecta, Hymenoptera, Formicidae. Gene Ontology annotation, molecular function: protein-disulfide reductase activity. Bases 104 to 523 code for a protein of 139 amino acids. Gene Ontology annotation, biological process: cell redox homeostasis. Gene Ontology annotation, cellular component: mitochondrion.